AGCAACACAACAACUUUCCGAGUUUCUCUAAAAAUGUGCAUAAAGAAUAUUUAUAAAUAUCAAACAAAGUACUUUGCUGACUCUGUAGAAUGGUGCGUGGAUCCACAAGAAUUUCAACAUAUCUUCUCUUGUGGGACUUACCAGUUGGAUGAAGAAAAAAGCCAAGAAUUUCAGCAAAGAAAGGGAUCAAUUAUAGUGUUUAGCAUCUCAGUCAAUGAAGCUGCAACCACCGAAACGGAAGUUCAGAAGCUUUUUGAGCAGGAAACUGAUGGGAUUUUAGAUCAAAAAUGGUUGAGGAAUGUUGAUGCUCCACUCUUGGCUGCAGCUACUUCCUCUGGAGGUGUUGACAUUUAUUCCUGGGAGAAGAAUCAUCAACUAUUAAGCCGGCAUUCAAUGAAAAUUGAUCCAGAAGAUAGAGAGAACAUAGCAUUGUCCCUUGAUUGGGAUUCGCAGAAGCAUAAAAUUCUUCUUAGUGAUUCAAAAGGAUGCAUUACGCUUCUGGAUUUCAGCGAUAAAUCCUCUUUAAAUUUAGUAAAUCGCUGGAAUGCUCAUUCCUAUGAAGCUUGGACGUGUUGCUUCCAUAAGAAUGAUACGAAUAUUGUUCUAACUGGUGGUGACGAUUCCUUAUGCUGCAUUUAUGAUCUACGAGAUUUGAGCAAAGAAACCCAUUCAAUCAAAUCUCACGAAGCAGGAGUUACAGCAUUCCUGACUUACGAAAGUCGUCCAAAUAUUUUCUGCACCGGAAGCUACGAUGAACAUCUGCGGGUAUUCGAUAUGAGAUCCUUGAGGAGACCUCUGGAGUCCAUUAACCUGAAAGGUGGAAUUUGGCGCCUAAAAGCGAAUCCUUUUGCUGAAGACUUGAUCCUCUGUGCUUGCAUGUAUCAUAAUUUUACUGUCUGCAGCCUCACUGCUGAUGGAUCACCGGAAAUUAAAGCAACGUACAAUGGAGAUCACAAUAGUAUCUGCUACGGCGCUGACUGGUGCCCCAUAAAAGGGAAACAGGAAGAGUAUCUUUUUGGAUCUUGUUCCUUCUACGAUUGCCUUCUUACACUAACAAGACGACGAGGUGGAUGCAGCCUUUGAUGGAUCAAUGGUGUGGAUCAGGAUACCAAGCAAAAGUUAAUGACAUAAGGACGCAGGAUAAGGGGAUAUAGACGGAUAUUCUACACCAAGACAAUGCUAAGAACCAGCAGGAAGUAAGUAAUGAUUCUCUUAUCUUUAUAAAGAUUUGAAGAAGGAAACUGUCGAUAAAAUUUUAAAGGAAAAAUCAAAGAGACGCCUCUGGAAGAAAUUCAAAAUUAAAUCAAAAAAUCCAAAAAUUACAAA
This is a messenger RNA of Lutzomyia longipalpis, 1326 nucleotides long. RefSeq names its product diphthine methyltransferase homolog. NCBI's taxonomy places the organism in Eukaryota, Metazoa, Arthropoda, Insecta, Diptera, Psychodidae. Gene Ontology annotation, molecular function: protein binding. The record is from RefSeq and is a predicted model, not a curated record. The coding region runs from base 34 to 1083 and encodes 349 amino acids. The transcript has 3 exons.